UCCAAUACUUAUAGCAAUUUUGUCGAUUUUCAUUCAGUAAAUAAGCGAAAACAAUUCAGUUGUCACAUAAUUAUUUUACACAAAUUUCUUGUAUAAAAAUUCAUUUCCUAAUUCUGUUGUUUACAAACGACUCAAAUACCUUCUUAUGGAUACCUAAAGUAGUGAAAUUAAAAAUUCAAAUUAAGUGAUAAACAGGCUGAAAGAAAACAUCUAUUUGACUCGAAACGAAAAUGUAUAAAUGGUGUGAAAAAAUGUUGUUCAGAAGUCUUGCUAAAAAUACGCACCAGCACCUUGUCCAGUCCAAGAAUUGUCGAUAAAUGUUUGAUUGUGAAUGUUUAAAAAAGUAAAUUGCAAAUUGUUGAAUGGAAAACAUUAUUUAGUGAAAUCAAUGUCAAUAUUCUUAAAUAUAUGACAAAAAAAGAUACGAUAAAAUUGUAAAAACAAAAUUAAAACAUAAAACGAGACCGCUUUUUAGCGAAUUUUAGUCAUUGCAACACGUUUAUUAUUAUUUCAAAUCCCAACUGUUAUAUCCGGAGUCCAAUUAGUUUGAUAUAUUUUUUGUUUUGUUAACUUUUACCAAAUCACCCUAACAAAAAAAAAACCAACAACAAAUAAAAUAUGCCUCUGUUUGGUAAAAAGGAUUCGGCCAAAAAAUCGAAAAAAGAUGUUCGCGACCCGGACAAACAUGGCUCAAUCGAGGACAAAUAUCAUCUAAAAGAAUUACUUGGAACAGGUGCCUUCUCUGAAGUUCGUUUAGCUGAAAGCAAAGAUUAUGCCGGCCAACUAUUUGCUGUUAAAAUAAUUGACAAAAAAGCGCUGAAAGGAAAGGAGGACUCACUAGAAAAUGAGAUCAAAGUACUGCGAAGGUUCAGUGCUAAUCAAAGUGAUGGUGACGGAAAAGCCGAAUCUUCGCGGCUGACACAUCCGAAUAUUGUGCAAUUAUUGGAAACGUAUGAAGACAAAUCGAGAGUGUAUUUAGUUAUGGAGCUUGUCACCGGGGGCGAGCUAUUCGAUAGAAUUGUAGAGAAAGGAUCGUACACAGAAAAAGAUGCGUCUGAUUUAAUUCGUCAAGUUCUAGAGGCCGUCGGAUAUAUGCAUGAUCAAGGCGUUGUUCACAGGGAUUUGAAGCCCGAAAAUCUUCUAUAUUAUAGUCCAGACGAAGAUAGUAAAAUAAUGAUUAGUGACUUUGGAUUAUCGAAAAUGGAAGACUCUGGAAUAAUGGCAACGGCAUGUGGUACGCCGGGAUAUGUAGCCCCAGAAGUUCUAGCCCAAAAACCAUAUGGAAAAGCAGUCGAUGUGUGGAGCAUAGGUGUCAUCUCGUAUAUUUUACUUUGUGGUUACCCACCAUUUUACGAUGAAAAUGACGCUAAUUUAUUCGCCCAGAUACUGAAAGGCGAAUUCGAAUUCGAUUCACCGUAUUGGGACGAGAUAAGUGAAUCAGCUAAGGAUUUUAUUCAAAAUUUAAUGUGUGUCAAUGUAGACAAACGAUAUACUUGUAAACAAGCACUAGCGCAUCCAUGGAUAUCGGGCAAUGCUGCAAGCAACAAAAAUAUUCACGGAACUGUUUCCGAACAACUUAAAAAGAAUUUUGCCAAGUCGCGGUGGAAGCAAGCAUAUCAUGCAGCCACGGUUAUACGUCAAAUGCAACGAAUGGCUUUAAGCAGCAGCGGUGGUUCCAGUGGCCGUAGUCCGGUUGGCAAUCGUAGUAAUAGCGAUGAAAAUAGUUCUCAAUGUAUAAAUGGCAGCGGAGUAACGAAAUAAAUUACGGAUUUACGUUAAACACACUAAAUUUACCAAAAAAAAAAAUGAAAAUAAUUUAGCUGCUUGUUGCUUAGUCUGUCUUCGCUUAAAAAGAAUUUUCUAUUAUAAAAACAAAGAAAACAACAACAACUAAAAAAUGAAAUGAAUCUUUUAGAGAAAAAGAACCGUUCAGCUUUUUGUACCUAAAAACAUGUAAAACUGUGAACGUUUUAAAAUAGUGAAUUGUUAAAAGAGAGAAUUUGAAAUCCUAGCAUAUAUAAUAUUGAAUCGUUCAAAUUUGUUUAUUUUAUUUAUAUUUUUUUUAAUUUUUUUUUUUUCUUCUUGUUUUUACAUUAAACUUUAAUUGUUAAUUUUAUCAAAUUUUUAUUAUUUUUCAAAAAAUUUAUUAUUUGUGAUAAAUUACUCGAUUAUUCGAUUAAUUUCUUUGUACCCUUGUACUGCAAUGAAUCUUAAAUCGAAAUAGGAAUGAAUCUCAAAGAUUUUUCAAUUUUAACAUUGUUACAAUAACUAUAAUAUGAAACUAACAAAAUAAACUUAAUCUUUAAUUUAAUGUUAAAUUACUUAGUACAGACAAUUACAGACGUCGGUCAGUUUAUCAUACACAAAUUCCCAUCAUUCUUAACGAAACAAAACUUCUUCACAUAACCACGGAGGAAAGCUAGGCUAUAUUCCUUCUGAAGUAUCAAGAUCAGUCAUGACAGAUAUUGCUGUUUGAACUACCGAGUGAAAAAUGAUUAUUUAGGCACUAGGUUUGUGACAGUCACUGAAAGGCCGCAUAAAAUUUUUUCCUUCCUGAAAGUUUUAAUUUUCGUCACUGAGUUCAGAAAAAAUAAUUUUGAACGUUUCUCUGAUCACCGUGCCAUAAUUAUUAGAAUAAAAAAAAUAUUGGACAUGCAUUCAUUACUUAAGUUACUUAAAGCUAUUCUUCUAAAUUUUUUCUUGUUAUUUCUAUGCGAAAUGCACGAGAAAUGAUGCACCAUUAAAUCGAGACUAUAUCUCAUAACUAAUUCGAAUCUAUGGUACCUAUAGAUAUAUCUGAAUAGUUGAAUUAAGCAGCAUCUGAACACUUUUCCGGAACAAAUCUGAGAAAAAAUUGUGGCUUAAACUAGGCAAAUCGACCACUUAACCCACUUCUACCUGAUUCUCUCGAUUGAACACUGCCGUAUGAACUUUUGCCCAAGUAUGGUAAUUGGAACCUAAGAGUAUUUACAGCAGAGUCAUUAACACUGAUUUUCAAGAAAGUUUUUUUUUUUGCAUCGGCGAAGUAGACCUUCGAAUGCAUUCAGUUUGUAUGUAUUAAUUCAAUGUUGACUUAGAAAAUGAAAAUUUUCCAUCAAUUUGACUUAUUUCUCAUUUUCCGUGGCAUUUUGUACUAAUCAGUUAACAUUAUUAAUAUUUCUUACUAUAUAAACAGUUACUUAACGGUUGCAGCAAUAAUAUUUCACAUGUCCCUUUUAUCUCGUCAAAGUGUUAAUGCUAGGUAAACUAAAAUUAAUUAAAGAUUAAAACUUAAGAAGAGUAAAAAAAUUGAAUUUUUUUCUUUGUUAAUUUAAAAGCUCAACACAACAUUAUGGGAAUUAUGUAAAUAAAUAAAAUAUGCAAAGCAAUCUUAUAUCCAAACAGUUAACUAAUUACUAAAUAACUUAAUAAAAUUGAAAGUAAACAUUUAUUGAAAAUAUUGAAAAGAAAAAUAAAUUAAAUUCCUUGGAUGAUGUAAAUUUGCAAAAAAAAAGAAGAAAAAUAUUGUAAAUACAAUUUAAAGAGAAAUGUGUAACUUUUAAUUUUAACAAAAAAGAAAAGAAAGAAAACAAAAACAAAAUUAUGUGAUUUUUAAAAAUAGUUUUAAGGGGGACAAAGAACUUUAAAAUUGAAAAUGAAAAUCUUUUUAACAAUUAUUUAAGGAUACACACACAAUUACACACAUAAAACACACACCAUUCUAAUUAGAUAACUGUAAGAAAGUCAACGAUAAGCAUACAUGAACAGUCGACAAAAUUUUAGACCAUCAAACUUAAAUACUAAAACUGGUUUCUUAGCGCCAAAUAAAACCAAACCUAAGCUGGUCCUGCGUAUAUCUUCCUUCAAAUUCCAUUUCAAAUUUUCGAAAUUUAAAUUAUUUACCAAAUAUUGAAAGAUGUCUCAUACGGAAUGAAUAAUGAAUGAAUCACAGUUCACGGAAUUGUUUCUCUGUUUUUUUACCUUAAAAGCGACCUGAUGACACAUGAACUCAACGAAAAAGGGAUUCCUAGGAAAUGAAUUAUUUUACGAAAAAGAAAAAUUUAAAAAUCAAUUAAAAUGAGAAAUUGUUAAGAGUUGUUAUGAUAAGAACCAAAACUAAAUAAAAAAAAGUUGUAAUCUGUUUUCUCGAGAAAAAUUGUUGAAUCGUCAUUUCUGCUCUCUCGUCUCUACCUUUCUUUUAUUUUCCAUUUUCUUGUAAUAGUAGGUAUAAUAGGAAGAAACUAGGAAUUUUUCACUUGAUUGAUUAAUCAAUUAUCUAUCGUAAUUCUAAGAAACUUCACGUUUGUUUCUGCAAAAUUUUCGGUAUGAAAUUUUUUAUUUUAUUUACACAAAUUACAUUAAACAAUAAAAAAAAUGAAAGAAGAUAAACUCGUCACAAUUGAUAAGUUGCUGUUAGUAAAACGAGUUAAAAUGAAAACAUUCCCUAAUUCAGCUUGUCGAUUCUAUGGGUUUAUAUUGAAUAAAAUAUUGAGAUGUGGAUAUAUUUAUAAGCAUAAGUUGUAAAAUUAAAAUAAAUAAAA
Bradysia coprophila is the source of this 4520-nucleotide messenger RNA. It is a transcript of the gene CaMKI, whose product is annotated as Calcium/calmodulin-dependent protein kinase I. Lineage: Eukaryota; Metazoa; Arthropoda; Insecta; Diptera; Sciaridae. The record is from RefSeq and is a predicted model, not a curated record. Gene Ontology annotation, molecular function: protein kinase activity; ATP binding. Gene Ontology annotation, biological process: protein phosphorylation.